AUGAUAUCAGAUGACAUAUAUUGGGUACCUUAAGGAGUUAAGGUUAAUUGCACAAUUGAUGAUUUAAUUAAACCAAAUGUAUAAAGCCUAGCUACGUUUUAAUUUAAUUUUAAUCAAAUAAUAUAGACAGAUAACGAAAAAAAGUAGAAAAACAUAGAAGAUGAAAUCUUGGAAUUAUUAGGGAUCACUGAAGAAGAUCUUUUAUUAGAAUCUGCACUAUAAACUUAUGAUCAUAAAUAGUAUAUUGAAGAAUUGAUAUAAGAAGCCUUACAAGAUAAAUAAUAAUAAAUCCAAUUUUAACCUUAACAAUAAUCCAAUCCUUUAAAUAGUUCAUUUAAAACACUUUAUGAACGAUAAUAUUUGUCUUAUGCAGAAAGCACGUUAAAUUUUGAAGAAGAAAUUAAUUUUAAGACUCCAGAUUUAGCAACAUUAAAAAUUUUAUUAGAGCAGUAUUGUAGUGAUAAAGAAGACUUGGAAGAUUUAGAAUAAUACUUUAAUAAUAAUUAAUAAGGUAAAAUAAUUCAUAAAUUUACACAAUUAAGAGGAUAAGCUAAAUAGUUAGUAUUCAAUUAUAUAGAUUUGCAACAAAAAGACAAUUAAUUUAUUGAUAUAUUAUCAUAAAAGUUAAAAGAACUUUCCUUAAUAAAUCCAGUUAAGACAGAGUAUUUGCUUGAUUAUUUUAGCAAGGAUUAAUUGAGAAAUAUUUUAGAUAAACAAAUUCCAAUUGUGAGAUUUAAAAUAUUAUAAAAUUUACAAAAAGAUGAUAAGUUAAUGAUUGAAUAUUUUGAAUUAAUAUGCUAAUUACAUCCAGAUUAAGUUAUCUCAGAACUUCAAAAAGGAGGUUAUCCUUAAGAUGAAUGUCUUAAAUUAUGUAGAUUCUAUGGUAAUUUAAAAGGAUUAGCUUAUUUAUUGGAGAGAAGUGGAUCAGUUCUAGAAGCUAUUAAUUUGUAAUUUGAUGUAAAAAAAUAAUUAAUAUACUAUAGUUAUUUAUUUAAGGAUUGAAAUAAUAAAUGUAGAAAAAUCCUUAAUUAUUGGAAGGAUAAAAGAGUUUAUAUGUUUAUAUUUAAGAGCAUUUAGAACCAACAUUAAGUAUAUGUAGAGCAAAUACAAAAAGAAAUGAUGAUGAAAGUGAUGUAAAAUAAUAAAUAAAAAAUAGAAUAAUUGGUUUUAAGUUUUAAUUAGAUUAACUAAGUUAAGAUAGGAAUUCUAUAGAAUUAGAUUCUAUCCUGUUUUAAGAUGUUUUAAUUAACAUUUUACAAGAUUGUUGGAGGAAGUGUUGGAAAAAACUAAAAUCAAAAGUUUACUUGAAGUAAUGUGUAAUAAAUUUAUUUAUUGUAGAAUUUAAAUGAAACGAUGAAAUAUUUUGAGUUUCAAGAGUUGAAGUCAACAUUUUCUUAGCUUCUGUCUGGGUAACUAUAUGAAUUAGCAAUUUAUGGUCAAUCUACAAUGUUAAUAAAACAAACAUGUAAUAAAUAUUUAGUAUAAUUGCUUAAACAAUAAUAAUAAGGAAUAUCAGUUGAUAUUUAUUGUUCACACUGUUAAAAGUUAAUAGAUAUGGUAUCUAAAAUAUUUAUAGAUUGUAAACAUACAUUUCAUAUUGAAUGCUCAUCAGAAUAGCUUUGUAAAGGUUGUAUAAAUAAUGUUGGAGUUUUAAUGAGUAAGUUAUUGACUAUGUAUGCAAAUCGAAAAAGUACAAGAUUAUAAGUACCUAUGCAAACAGUAGAAUCUACAUAAAAAAUGGUUGAAGAAAAAAAUUUAAGAUAGAGUAAAAUAAAUAAAUUAAAAGAAUUUGAUUAUUUAAGAUAAAAUAAUAAAGGGUAUUGA
Molecule: messenger RNA, 1824 nt
Organism: Paramecium sonneborni
Lineage: Eukaryota; Ciliophora; Oligohymenophorea; Peniculida; Parameciidae
Source: the annotation of a GenBank genome assembly